GACCGACGGGGCCUCGCCCAACCAAACUCCCAAGGGCCGACUCGGCCCAGGGCCGAGUCGGGAGCCAUGGCGCGCCCACACACCAUGGGCUCCCGUAGUCGGACGCAUGCGGGAGGCCUUUCGCUGGCUCCGGUGUCGCCCUCCCGUGUGACGCUGCAGCAGGCCGCGCAGCGCAUGAUCCCCACCCCCGUCAUGGUGAUCUACGGGCCCAAGCCGGCCACCGCUCCCAAGCUGGGCAGUUGGCGUUCAGCCACGAGCCUCAGCCGCGCAAAUUUGCUAGGGAAGGCGGAGUUUUUCGUCCAGGAGGCGCCUCUGAAGGAGCCGCUUCCGAAGGCCGAGGCCGCGGCGCAGGUGGAGCAGGCGCUCGCGGCCAAGGACGUAAGCCAACUGCAGAGCGCCAUCGACGAUGCCAAGCGCGCGGGGCUGCCCGGCUCCAAGCUGGUGAAGUGGGAAUUCGAGCUGCAGAAGAUGUACGCGCAGCAAGCCGUCGAGGACGCCCAAGCUGCCCGGGACGUGCAGCGGCUCCGGUCCGCGGUGAUGCGAGCCUCACGGCUGGGCAUCGACACGGACACCCUGGAGAGCGCCAAGAAGUGCCUGCAGGUGUUGACCACCGAGGAGAUGUUGCGCAUCGCCAUGCGCAACAACGUGACGGGGCAUUUGCAGAAGUGCAUUGAUAUGGCUGUCUCCAGACGUGGCGAUAGCCAGCUGAUUGAGGAGGCUCGAGCCUUGCUGGACAAGUCCACUGCAGAGCGUGCGCUCUUCUCAGCCAUGAACACCCGCGAGGUCGCUAAGCUGGAUGCUGCUAUCAAAGACGCUACCGCUGCUCAUGUGGCACCUGACCCUGUAGAGGAAGCGAAGUGGAUUCUGGAGAUUGAGCGCGAACGGGCCAAGGAGAGGGAGACGAGCAAGGAGAAGCCGCCCAAGGAUGAGAUCGAAGAGAGGCUCCGGACCGCCAUCAAUCUCCAGGAGACCGGGGCGUUGCUGAAGGCCGUCAAACUGGCGAAGCGUAAUGACGACGCGGUGCGCUCGAUGCCGGAGUACUCUGAGGGCCGAUGUCUUCAUGAGGAGUCCAUCCGCGAGGCAGAGCAGCUCGUCGCCUUGCUGGAGGUGGACAUGCAGCUUCCGCGGGCCAUCCGAAGCAAAGACCAGCAGAAGCUGAAGGCCGUGCUGACGAAGGCAUCCAGCUGGUCCAUCGCAAACGAGGACGUCACGGAAGGCCAGCGGCUCUUGUCGCAGAUCGAGACCGAGGCCAAGCUCCGCCGCGCCGUGACGCUGCGCAGUGAAGAGCAGCUUGCAGAGGCACUAGAAGAGGCGAUCCAAUGUGGCGUGGAACGCGUGAGGCUGCAGAAGGCGGAGGCGGCCUUGGCGCAGAUCCGGGCGGCGCAGGCGCUGCAGAAGGCCAUGGAGGGCAAGGACGUGGAUGCCCUGGAGGAAGCCAUCCAGCGGGCCAAGGAGGCGGGUGUGCCACGGAGCGAGGUGAGCAAGGCAGAAGCUCUGGUGAAGAACCUCUCGCGGGCGCCCAGCACCACGGCAAGCCGCCUUCCCAGCAAAACGGCGACCUGAGGCCUCAGCUCCGAACCCGGCGCUGACGUGUAUCAUGAGCCGACGUUUUACCGGCCGUUAACGAUCAUGGGAGGCGAA
This is a messenger RNA of Effrenium voratum, 1641 nucleotides long. The record is from the annotation of a GenBank genome assembly. NCBI's taxonomy places the organism in Eukaryota, Dinophyceae, Suessiales, Symbiodiniaceae.